Molecule: messenger RNA, 2109 nt
Organism: Vespula vulgaris
Lineage: Eukaryota; Metazoa; Arthropoda; Insecta; Hymenoptera; Vespidae
Exons: 8
Coding region: 144-1499 (451 amino acids)
Source: RefSeq, a predicted model, not a curated record
UGUGCGAAAUCUCCUACCACGCCGUAACCGUAAGUAAAGGCAACGCGACAUGCUAGCUUGACGCAGUACCAAUUCGAACUUUGUUCGAGACGUAUCGGUGUAUUCGUAUCGACGAAUCUGUGAUUACUUCUUCGAUUUUCAACAUGGCUAUCUCACUGUCGACGGAAGAUAAAUUGGAGUAUAACUUCUAUCCGGUGACCAGUGGACAAGUUCAAUUUCGAGUAAAAGCACCCAACGAUGCUCACAUUGCCCUUACUACCGGUCCUCACGAAGGAGAACCUAUGUAUGAGGUUUUCAUCGGUGGAUGGGGCAACUCCAAAUCCGUCAUUCGUAAAAAUAGAACCAAACCGGAAGUUGCGGAAACAGAAACUCCAGGAAUCUUAACAGCUGACGAUUUUCGUGGAUUUUGGAUCAGAUGGCGUGAUGGCGAAAUCACAGUUGGUAAGGAAGGUGAACCGAAUGCGUUCUUAUCCUACAACGAUCCUGAACCUUUCGGUAUAGGUUAUUUUGGUGCUUGCACCGGCUGGGGUGCCUCAGGAGAAUGGUUGAUCGAAGGUCGCAUACCUUUGAAAACAAAAGACGAACUCGUUUACAAAUACCACGCGGUGCGAGCCGGCGCUCUGUUCAUCGAAGUCAAGGCCCAAAGCAACGCACACGUUGCUUUGACCGAUGCAAAGAAGGAAACGAAUCCGAUGUACGAGGUCAUGCUUGGGGGAUGGGAAAAUACGGCGUCGGUCAUCAGAUACGAUCGUAAAAAGCCGGACAAGGUACGCGUGGAUACCCCGAACCUCCUCAACCAGAACGAGUUCAAGAGAUUUUCGAUCUCUUGGCUCGACGGGCGCAUCACGGUCAGAUCUGGCGAUCAACGCGGACCCGUAAUCAUGGACUGGAUAGAUCCAAAUCCGAUUGGCGUCAGUUACAUUGGCGUACGCACCGGUUGGGGUGCUAAAGGAGUUUGGAAACUUCGAUUCGAACAGAACUUGGGGUAUCCUUCCUCCUUCGGUUCCUCUCACGAUCAAAAAAAUCCAAAUGUUGCACCUUCGGCGCCAUUGGAAGUCCGAGGACUUGAUACCGGAAGUCAUUGCUGGUGCGAUGCAGCAGGUGGCAUGGUCCCUCCAGGUGCUGUUGAAGGAGGAAGAGACGAUGAACCUUUGUUCGUAGGUAGAGCUCAUCAUGAAGGUGCUCUCUUACCUGGCAAGGUGAAACCUAGUCACAGCGUCUGCUAUGUUCCCUGGGGUGGCGCCGAACAUGGAAAAACGGAUUAUCAAGUACUUUGCGGUUGCCAUCCAUCUUGGGUGUCAGUAAGCGGCGGAAACAUUCCAGCAAAUGCAAUUCCAGCUGGAGAAACGGAAGAUGGGGAACCUUUGUUCGUUGGUCGUGUACAUCACGAGGAUACUUUAACUAUCGGCAAGGUUCAAGCAUCUCACGGCGUUUGUUACAUACCUUUUGGAGGUGCCGAGGUCGGCUUCCCUGAUUAUGAGAUCAUGGUGUCUCAAUAAUUGUUAUUCGAUGUGCUCUAAAAGUGAUAAUCUCCGCGUUCGAUUCAUUGAUGAAUUUUCUCGAUCAUAUUUUCUUUAUCAUACUUUCCUAUAGCUUUCCUCUAUGUUGUCUUUAAUACAUGAUCAUUUGGAUAAUUGGAAAAGUAUAUAUCGUUUCCAAUGUAUUUUCUUUCUUUUUCUAUUGACAAGAAAAUUUAUUGAUAUGGAUAGAAGAAUCUCUUUAGAUUGUAAAUCAAAUAAGUGUUUAAGUUAUUAUUUCAAAGAAAAGCGUUCAUCGAUCGAUGAAAUAUGAAAAAACAAAAGCGAAUUUCUCAAUGUUGGCGAUAGCUUUCGCAUAAAAAUUAUAGCAAUGACGUUACCGCUAUAGGAUGAGCAAAUCAUUGGCGAUACAUAUACAAUUAAGCUAUGUAUUUUAAUAUAACUACAUUAUUGUUAAUCUUCAUUAGAAGAUUUGCUAAUAACUUGUUGUUUUCUCAGAAAAAAAAACGAUAUAUUUUUUUCAUCAUAACAACAUAGUUUUCUAAUGCACACAUUCGCUUUGUUGGAACAUAUAUUUUUAGACGCUGUAUUGUUAGACAAUAAACGAUUAAAUGAAUGUCUCUGAGAAUAA